Messenger RNA from Synchiropus splendidus (mandarinfish), 3105 nucleotides. It is a transcript of the gene lnx2a, whose product is annotated as ligand of numb-protein X 2a. The record is from RefSeq and is a predicted model, not a curated record. Lineage: Eukaryota; Metazoa; Chordata; Actinopteri; Syngnathiformes; Callionymidae. The coding region runs from base 296 to 2554 and encodes 752 amino acids. The transcript has 11 exons. Gene Ontology annotation, molecular function: protein binding; metal ion binding; ubiquitin-protein transferase activity.
GUCCCGCCAAAGGCACGGGGGCGUUUUUGUUGCGGGUUUGCAGGACGGUCCUUUGCGGUGAAUGCGUGAUCGUGGUCUCGCAGCUCAUGGUCGUCCCCCCCUUUUGGGGUUGGAGUCGCGGAGGAGCAGCGGCAUUAGGGUGAUGCGCCAUCAGCCGCCGGGAGGCAUCCGUCCUCCCCGCAUCCUGACCCUCCUCUGAAGCUUAUGGGAUAGGAGUGUGUCUGCCCCUUUCCCAAAUUCCACUGCCCCACUGGAGUCUUUGGUGCCAAAGCAGAGCUGCGUUGCAGGAGCCGAGAUGGGCAGCCCGGGCAGCGAGGUGGGUCUCGCCGUGCCCCCUGAUCUGGCGCUGGAGGACCUGUGCUCUGAGUGCGGCCAGGUCCACCGCAGCCGGGAGAACCACCUCUAUAACUACCGUCUUGAGGUGGACGACGACCUGGUUUGCCAGAUCUGCCUGCAGCCGCUGGUGCAGCCACUAGACACGCCAUGUGGACACACCUUCUGCGCGCGCUGCCUGAGGAGCUUCCUCCAGGACAGGGACUUUUGUCCACUGGACAGAACUCGGCUCCAGCUGCAGGCGUGCCGGAGAUCCAGUAUUCUGGUUCAUAAGCUGCUCGACAAGUUGUCUGUGUCCUGCCCGUUGACCCCAGUCUGCUCCCUCAGCAUGCCCCGAUGUGACCUGGAGGCCCAUCUCAAACACAGGUGCCCCGGGACGCGGUGUCAACAGACCACUGUCGACGUCCCUCGUAAGGAGAGCGGCGACGACAAAACCAUGGUGACCAGUCCUCCCAGAUCCCCCCGAUCGCCACAGACAGACUUGCGGGACGUGAGGUCUCCCUCGCCACCUUGUGGGCCAAACAACACCAGCACCAAUGGGCCCAUGUGGACGGACGAAGCGGGCCUGGAUAACCCUGCCUUCGAGGAGAGCACAGAGGAAGACAGUGUGGUAGGGUUGGAGUGCGUGGUGCCGCGGGUGAAGAGACCCCUCAGUAAUCCCUGCAUCCACCUCCUCCGGUCGGUCAGUUCCACCUCAUCUGGCUGGGACUGCCCUGAGUCACCCCCUCUCUCCGCUGAAGAAGGCUGCGUCAAGCUUCCCUCCCUGCCCGAAGGAGAGAUAACAGCCAUCGAGGUCCAUCGAGCCAAUCCCUACGUGGAGCUGGGCAUCAGCAUCGUCGGAGGAAAUGAGACGCCGCUUAUUAACAUCGUGAUCCAGGAGGUUUACAGGGACGGCGUCAUUGCGAGAGACGGGCGGCUGCUGGCUGGCGAUCAGAUUCUGCAGGUGAACAAUGUGGACAUCAGUAACGUCCCCCACAGCUUCGCCCGCUCCACCCUGGCGCGUCCCUGCACCACCUUGCAGCUGACAGUCCUCAGGGAGCGCCGCUGUGCCUCCCGGCCGCCUCCCUCUUCCUCCUCCUCCACACCAGCUGUGCCCCACGCUCCCUGCUCCACCCCGGAAGGCGCUCCCUCCAGUCCAGCCACACAGAGGAUCACGCUGCACAAGCGGGACUCCGCAGAGCAGCUGGGCAUCAAGCUGGUGCGGCGGACGGACGAGUCCGGGGUGUUUGUGUUGGACCUGCUGGAUGGAGGCCUGGCAGCCAAAGACGGGCGGCUGCGCAGCAAUGACCGAGUCCUGGCAGUCAACGACCAGGACCUCCGUCACGGGACCCCUGAGCAGGCGGCGCAGAUCAUCCAGGCCAGUGGAGAGCGAGUUCAACUCCUGAUAGGUCGACCUCACAAACCAACCCCACCUCCGCCACCUAAGUCCAGCUCCACCAGAGACCUGUACUGCCUUGAUCACUUCCUGCCUAACCACAGCACCACCCCGAGUCCACACCUGUCACGGACCAGCACCCACAGAGAUCUUUCUCAGUGUGUGAGCUGUAAGGAGAAACACAUCACCGUGAAGAAGGAACCGCACGAGUCUCUGGGUAUGACGGUGGCAGGUGGGCGGGGCAGCAAGAGCGGGGAGCUGCCCAUCUUUGUCACCAGUGUCCAACCGCACGGCUGCUUGUCCAGGGAUGGACGGAUCAAACGAGGCGACGUCCUGCUGAGUAUAAACGGACAGGACCUGACCUACCUGAGUCACAGCGAAGCUGUGGGCACCUUGAAAGCCAGUGCCGCGUCACCCUCCGUCCAGCUGCGGGUGCUGGAGGUCAGCAUGGUGGAGGAGCGCGAGCACGACGAGCUGCUGCCUCACACUCACGACAGUGACUUUGACGCCAACUGGUCCCCAUCGUGGGUCAUGUGGCUCGGUCUGCCCAGCUACCUGCACAGUAGUCAUGAGAUCGUCCUGCGGCGGAGUCACCCCGGCAGCUGGGGCUUCAGCAUCGUGGGAGGCUACGAGGAAAACCACGGCAACCAGGCCUUCUUUAUCAAAACCAUUGUCCUGGGCACACCUGCGUACUACGACGGCCGCCUCAAAUGUGGUGACAUGAUCGUGGCAGUCAACGGCUUAUCGACAGCAGGAAUGAGCCACUCUGCGCUGGUGCCCAUGCUGAAGGAGCAGCGCAGCCGGGUGGCGUUGACCGUGGUCUCCUGGCCGGGCAGCCUGGUGUAACCGCCCCCCCGCCCCCAGAAUGUCGUACACCAGGAGCCGCCGUGGCUAUAGUGAAGUGGUACACAUCCCUCCAUCCUGGACCAAAAAACAUUCAGAACUGUGUUAGACCCAGCAGGACCUGAUCCAAAUUGUGCCAUGCCUCUCGACAGACUGCUCUCACACACGCACCGCUGUGUUCAUAUGGUCAUGUUGUGGUCACUCCUGUGUGAAGACUGAUACUGUUAGCAGGCGAUGUGUGUGUGUGUGUGUGUGCGCGCGCGUGUGUGUCGUCACCUCACCAGGCAGAUUUAGAAUCCAGAGCUGUAUUCGGUUGGAUGCACCGUUGAGAGUGGAGACUGGAGCAGCCCUCCGAGGAGAACAUGAGUCCGCUAAAGAUUGUCUGCAGCACCAGCGCUGUAUCCAGCUGAAUGAGCCCGAAGGCCUUAUUAGAAACCUGCCACAUGCCGGGGGCUGCGCUGGCCCCCGGCCCCAUCACCAUGACAACCAGCUGUCCCUUCAGCUGCUCUUUUAUACUCGUGUGAAUGUGUGUUCUGAUUGUUUAAUAAACAUAU